Molecule: messenger RNA, 627 nt
Organism: Gloeophyllum trabeum ATCC 11539
Lineage: Eukaryota; Fungi; Basidiomycota; Agaricomycetes; Gloeophyllales; Gloeophyllaceae
Exons: 4
Coding region: 1-627 (208 amino acids)
Source: RefSeq, a predicted model, not a curated record
AUGUCGUCCCCGACGUCGCAGUACAGCCAGGAGCGCGUCUCCCACCACCCCCGCGGCGCGGUGUACCCCAGCGUGCCGACCCAGAGCCUCGAUGUUGUCGUCGACAGGACGCUGAGUCGCGCCGUCGGGUACGAGCGGCAGCUCAAGGAAGUCGAGUCGAGACUGUCCGAGCACCUGGGCAAUUACCGCGCGAUAGACGGGCUCCUGCAGGAGGCCAUCACCAUUCUCCGGCGCAACACCGCCCGCGCACGCAAAGCCGAAACAGACUACGUCCCGCGCAUGACCGCGCAGCUCGACUCCUCCCUCUCCCUCCUCUCCUCCCUCUCCUCGCAGCUCCCCACCAUCCGCACGCAGACCCUCCAAGUCCGCGCGGCAUACGACGCGGGGCGGCGCAAGGCGCAGGCGCUCGUCGCCGACCUCGAGUGGCUCAACCGCGACUGGUACGACCGCUGGCGCGCGGCGGUCUUCGCGCGCGACGCGCCCGUGUCGUGGCGCUGGCGCGCGCUCAUGCGCGCGCUGUUCGCCGCGUGCGUGCUGGUGUUCCUGUGGGGCGCGUGGACAGCGGUGAGGGGCGCGUACAGGGCGCAUCGGCACCGACUUGUCUGGGGGGAACGAGUGUUGUCCUGA